GCACCACCAACAGAACAUUCAGUAGCUCUCGAGUAGUCUGACAAAGAAGUUCACGAUGAGAUUCCUGAUCGCUUUCGUUGCCAUCCUCGGCUAUGCUUCGGCUAGCGCCAUCCUCUCCCCCCUCGUCUACGGCCACAACGCCGGAGACGUGCAGGCAGCCGCCAUCGACGCGACUGUCGCGGCGCAAGACACCGUCCGCGCCCUAGGAGAAGGCCAGGCCCGCGCUAACGAAGCCGCCAUCCAAUACAACACUGAGGCAGUCCGUCAGGUCGCUGAGUCCAACCGUAACAUCCACGAGAACGCUUACUGGGGCAACGUAGCCGCUUCCCAGAACCUUGUCGCCGCUGCGCAAUCCCAGGUCGCCGCUGUUGACGGAGCUCUUGCCGGAGCCCGCGCUGCUUACGCCGCCGCUCCCCUCGCUUACGCCGGCGCUCCCCUCGCCUACGCCGGUGCUCCCCUCGCCUACGCCGGCGCUCCCCUCGCCGCCUACGGUGCCUACCCCUACGGAGUCCGCGCUUGGUAAACCGAUUACCGACCCACUAACUAGUCGAUAUAUUUAGUGAUACUCAAAACCAACGUCACUAAGCCCUCGAUCUAUUUUAGUGAUACUAAAAAUUAACAUGAUUAAAUACAACCCAGCUUUUUAGCAGUUUAUUUGGUGAUGUUAAUUUAGGUAAAUACGAAAGCAGCCUCAACAAACUACUUUAGUUAUUUGGUGAGACCGCUUCCGUACCAACUAUUACUGACAAAGUAUAACCCUUUGUCAGUAAAAGUAAUAGCCACGUCAGUAUAUCAAACGGUUAACCGAAUUUGCUCAACGGACAUGAAUACAAAGGUCUCAUACAGUAACUCUCUUUGUAUAUAAGCGAAUCUCAUGCCACCACUGCCAAAGUGCUGUAAAUAAACAACGCAAUACAUUUUUUUUACAAAUUUCGGUUGUAAUUUUAUACGUUUUUAAAUAUUAUUUUCUUAAUAUCAACGCAAAUCAACUACCAUCACCCGUUUUGUAAAUAAAAUGUUUGGAGUAA
Pararge aegeria (speckled wood butterfly) is the source of this 1028-nucleotide messenger RNA. RefSeq names its product cuticle protein 1-like (gene CPH4). NCBI's taxonomy places the organism in Eukaryota, Metazoa, Arthropoda, Insecta, Lepidoptera, Nymphalidae. The record is from RefSeq and is a predicted model, not a curated record. The transcript has 3 exons. The coding region runs from base 56 to 523 and encodes 155 amino acids.